AUGAGUGAUUCGAUACCGGUGAAGAUUAAUUGCUUCCAUUCCGGUGUGUUCAAAUAUGAUGAAGAUGGGAAGCUAAAUUAUGUCGAUGGUUUUAUGGAUCAGUUCGAAGUCAAUGGUGAUGAAGUUUUUGAAGAAUUCCUGAAGAUCAUUGUUCUAAAAGUUAGUGUGGGGAGAAUGUGGUACAAGUUACCGUAUGAGGAUAUCUCAGAGAAGAAGGAGUUGCUUGAGAAUGGAGAGAAAAACAAAAAGAGGAUGGCAUCUAAUGGUCGUUAUUAUGGGGAACUUGAUGUCUUCAUAGAGAAACCUGAAACUAGUGAAGACGACGAGGUUGAUGCUGAGCUACAGAACGACGAGGUUGAUGCGGAGCUACAAAACGACGAGGUUGAUGGUGAUGAUGAAGCAGAAGAGAGUGAAGAUGAGUAUCAAGCGAGAGAUAAAUCUGAUGAUGAAGAGGAUCUUGACAGAAAUUUUGAAGAGGAUCUUGAGAUGUUUAGGGAUGAGAACUAUGAGGAUGAGAUUGUAGACGAUGAUGAGGUAUAUCCAGACACGGAACAGUCAUUUGAUGAUGAAGAGGAACAAGCUGAGAGGAUGGCUAAUAAGGGUGAAUUAGAUGGCGUUUUUAGUCUUAGGCAGACCUUUUACAGUGGUGAAGAGUUCAAGAAGCAAGUGAUCAAGUAUAUUCUGCAGUCAAGAAGAAAUGUAGUCUAUGACAGAUGGGAGAAGACAAAGAUUGGUGCUAAAUGCAGUGGUAGAGGUUGUGUGUGGCGUAUAUACUGCUCAGUAGAGAGACCCAUUCAUAAAUGGAUGGUGAAAGUGUACGUUAACACACAUACUUGCCAUCCCACAUGUAAGUGUAAACUCUUUAAAAGUCCUGCCAUUGCUGAAGUUAUGUUGGAGAAAAUUAGGAAGGAACCUGAAAUGAGUACUCCAAUGAUUAGAGAAGAGUUUAGGGAGAAGUACAACAUCAUUAUCUCCCCCGAGCAGGCAAAGAUUGCUAGGCGUAUUGUUCUUGAUAAGCUACAGGCCGAAUGCAAUGAACAUUUUGCAAGGCUAAGAGACUAUGAGAUGGAACUAUUACGUUCAAAUCCUGAUAGCAAAAUAGAGAUCAAUACAACAACGAAACCAAAUGAAGCGAAAGCAUUUCACUCCAUGUAUAUCUGUUUUGACAAAAUCCGCGUGGCAUGGAAGGAGUAUUGCAGGCCGGUUAUUGGAUUAGAUGGGACAUUCCUCAAGCACAUCUCUCUGCAAGGACUGAUUCUUACUGCGAUAGGAAGGGAUCCCAAUAACCAGAUAUACCCAAUAGCAUGGGUUGUGGUCGACUCUGAGAGCAAUGAUAAUUGGCAAUGGUUCAUUCACAGGUUGAAGAUUGAUUUGGGUUUAGGCGAGGGUGAUCUUGUGACAAUCAUAUCAGAUCAGCAUAGGGGAUUGAUUCAUGGAGUUGCUGUCGAGUUGCCAAGAGCUGAAAAUAGAGCUUGUGCUAGGCACAUCUACUCUAAUCUGAAGAAGAAUCAUAAGUCUGAUACACUGAAGCCUCUCUUCUGGCGCAUUGCAAGUAGCUACAACGAGGGUGACUAUGACAGGAGUUUGGACGUUUUCAAAAAGUUUGAUCCGCUAGCAGCUGAAGAACUUAUGAAGAAGGAUCGUUCUACUUGGUGCAGGGCAUUUUUCCGGAUAGGAGGUGCUUAUGAGUGUGUUGAAUUUUCAAAUGGUUACACGGUGAAUUUGCCUUGUCGUAGCUGCGCUUGUAGGAAAUGGAACUUGUCUGGAAUCCCAUGUCGCCAUGCUGUAUUUGUUAUCCGUGAAAAUGGUUUCGAGGUUGAAGAUUAUAUUUCAGAUUAUUAUCUGACAUCGAAGUGGCGAGGUUUGUACAUGGAUGGGUUGGGGCCUGUAAUUGGUCCAAGGUUUUGGAAGCUAUCUGGUGAAGACCAUAUUGAAGCAACACCAUACAAGAGACCGCCUGGAAGACCAAAGGGGAAGGCAAGGAUUAAAGGAUCUGAUGAAAGCAGAAAGCAUAGGCGUCUCAACAUGGAACAACAAUCACAUGAGCAAGCAAUCGAGGACGUUUCCUCAACUGCACCACCUGCUACACAACCUUGA
This is a messenger RNA of Brassica oleracea var. oleracea, 2097 nucleotides long. RefSeq lists its product as uncharacterized. The record is from RefSeq and is a predicted model, not a curated record. Lineage: Eukaryota; Viridiplantae; Streptophyta; Magnoliopsida; Brassicales; Brassicaceae. The coding region runs from base 1 to 2097 and encodes 698 amino acids. The transcript has 6 exons. Gene Ontology annotation, molecular function: zinc ion binding.